AUGCCUCCAAACACCGAAGAUACCAAAGUGGAUGAUGAAUUGAGCCGUAUCACGCUUGAAGAGCUGGAUCUCAAGAAGCUUGUUCGUGAGCGAGGAUUCUAUGGUGUGCAUCCCGAUGUUUAUUAUCCACCUCUUGAGCCUUUUGAGCACAAGGACCCAGGCCAUUUGGCUGAUCCUACCAAAGCUGCACUUUUGAAUGCUGCCACCAAGGUCAUUGAUGUCACUCCUAACAUUGGUACCGAGAUCCAUGGCAUCCAGCUAUCGCAGCUAUCCGAGCAACAAAAGAAUGAUCUAGCAUUGCUGGUCGCUGAGCGUGGUGUUGUCUUUUUCCGUAGCCAGGAUCUUACUGCCAAGCAGGCAUUGGAAUUUGGUCGUCAUUUUGGACCUCUCCAUGUGCAUAACGUAGGCCCUCAUCCACCCAAUGCUCCUGAAAUUCUUACCAUCCAGGUUGACCAUGAAAACCCCAAAGUCCGUGAGCGAUAUGCAUUGAGAAGUGCGGGUGAUGGUUGGCAUAAUGAUAUCAGCUACGAAUUGCAGCCUGCAGGUCUUACCUUUUUAAAGAUUGAUACACUACCAAAAGUUGGUGGUGAUACGCUUUGGGCAUCUGCCUAUACAGCCUAUGAUCGACUUUCACCUGCAUGGCAAAAAUUUGUCGAAGGAUUGGAAGCUGUGCACUCGGGCGAUGUUCAUCGUGAAACGGCACGUAUCACAGGCUAUCCUUUACGUCGUGAAGCACCUGACAAUGUCCACCCUAUUGUGCGUACACACCCACUUACAGGAUGGAAGAGCUUGUAUGUGCAACGUGGCUUCACACGUCGUAUUGUGGGUUUUACAAAACGCGAAUCCGACGCCGUGCUCGAGUUCCUUUUCAAUCAUAUCGAGAGUGGCCAUGAUUUCCAAGUGAGGUUCAGAUGGCAAGAGGAUUCGAUUGCUGUAUGGGAUAACCGUGCCACGUAUCAUACUGCCAUCAACGACUACUUUGGCAAUGGCAUACGACAUGGCUUCCGAGUCACCCCCACUGCUGAAAGACCCUACUUUGAUCCUAACAGCAAGUCGCGUCAACAAGUUUUGGAUGAAAAGGCAUCAGUCGCCAAGAAGGAUUAA
Lichtheimia ornata is the source of this 1104-nucleotide messenger RNA. RefSeq lists its product as uncharacterized. Bases 1 to 1104 code for a protein of 367 amino acids. The record is from RefSeq and is a predicted model, not a curated record. Gene Ontology annotation, molecular function: 2-oxoglutarate-dependent dioxygenase activity. NCBI's taxonomy places the organism in Eukaryota, Fungi, Mucoromycota, Mucoromycetes, Mucorales, Lichtheimiaceae. The transcript has 6 exons. Gene Ontology annotation, cellular component: cytoplasm.